Messenger RNA from Ambispora gerdemannii, 1233 nucleotides. NCBI's taxonomy places the organism in Eukaryota, Fungi, Glomeromycota, Glomeromycetes, Archaeosporales, Ambisporaceae. The record is from the annotation of a GenBank genome assembly.
AUGGAAGCAAACAAGAGUCUACUCGACGAGAUUUUCGCCCCCGAUACAACAAAUAAUAACAAUAAUGACCAUAUUCAGGUCUCUUCUUCCUCUUCAUCUGCUUCAACCUCACGGCCAACCACAGAAAAUGAGAGUAGACUGAGGAACGGCCGGUCAAAAUCUACUCGCCUUCAAAUUCCAGCAGAAGACAAUGAACUCUCUCCAACGAUUAUAUCAAGCAUUCCAAAUCUUUCACCGGAGAACUUUGGAAACGAAGAGUCUUCUGACGAAAAUUCGGACCUUUCGGACGACGAAAGCGAAUCAAGCUCUCCAACGAAUAAUUACGGAUUAAACUCAUUAUCAAUAGCCUCUCCACCUAACGGCUCAUCUUCAAGAAUGGCUUCAUCGAUACUAGAACAACCAAUUGCACCGGCUGAACAGAUGCGAGCUAUCGUGGUGAAUCGUCCCACUGCGCAAAUGAUUGAAAAUUUUCGGUUACCAAAUCCUAGCGAGUCGAUGAAAGAUGAAGAAAUCUUGGAUUUCGUAAUGAAACCAGUUCCACAAGGUCAAAAAGUUCUUUGCAAAAUAACGCGUAUCAAAGAUGGAUUCGGGAAAUUUUACCCACAAUAUGAACUCUUUGUUGAAGACCUAACGGAUCAGACUCGAACAUUUAUGCUUGCAGCACGAAAACGAAAAAAAAGUAAAAGUUCUCAUUAUGUUAUUACUACAGAUAGACUUAGCGCCUCAAAUACAAUAAAACAUAUUAUCGGUAAAGUUAGAAACCCAUUCAAACGUGAACAAAAUGUACCAGAUAUUCCCCUUCGCGAAGAACUGGGUGCGGUGGUCUAUGAUCCGAAUAUUUUGGGAUUUAAAGGUCCACGUAAGAUGACAGUAUUGCUAACAGGAAUGACAAAAACUGGAGAACGGCCGGAAUUUCGUCCAAAGACGGAAGAGGAAACGCUUAUUGGAAAGUUUAAAAGUGGAAGUCACCGUGACAUUUUAGUACUACAUAAUAAAUCACCUCAAUGGAAUGAGGAAACUCAAUCAUAUGUCUUAAAUUUUAGCGGACGUGUAACUUUGGCUUCUGUUAAAAAUUUCCAGAUUGUGCAUGAUAACGAUUUGGAUUAUAUCAUAAUGCAAUUCGGUCGAGUCUCUGAUGACACAUUUACCAUGGACUUUAUGUACCCUAUGUGUCUGUUACAAGCUUUCGCGAUUGCAUUAAGCAGCUUUGAUGCAAAACUCGCCUGUGAAUAA